Molecule: messenger RNA, 2880 nt
Organism: Setaria italica (foxtail millet)
Lineage: Eukaryota; Viridiplantae; Streptophyta; Magnoliopsida; Poales; Poaceae
Exons: 4
Coding region: 280-2523 (747 amino acids)
Source: RefSeq, a predicted model, not a curated record
CCAGCUUGCCAGUCGCCACCCUGCUCACAACAUCUCUCCUCUGUUCUCCCAUCCACACGCAUCUCUGCACCUGCACAGAGCCUGAGCGCACACAGAUUCUCACUGUACAUAGCGAGACAGCAGAAGCCAAGGAAGCUGUGAGAGCGGAGCAUGAUGGCUGCUCCAUAGAGUCAGAGAAGAGAAAAGGGGAAGAAACGCAGAGCAGGACCGCAGCCCGCAGGGAAAGGGGGAGCACCGCCCAAGAUCGCAAAAGCAAAGGCAAAGCAGCGGCAGCCAUCCAUGGAGGUGGAGCCACCGCAGGCUGCCGCUGCCGCGGCUGCUGUAGCAGCAGCGCUCCUGAAAUGCCGCGGCGACGGCGGUGGCGGGGAGGCAAGAUUCGAGGCCUGCGGCAAGGCGGUCUCCAGGAGCCCCAGCCGCGAGGCGCAAGAACCGGACGGCAGCCCCGGGACGGCUCGCCGCCGCGUGGAGCAGGAGGAGAAAGAGGAGGAGCCGCUGCGGCGGGGGCUCGCGGCGGCCCAGGCGCGCGCGCGGGCGCGGCGGAAGGCGGGCCACGCCACGCCGUCGCCGUCCUGGAAGCUGGAGCCGUCGCCGCCGCGACCGGAGGAGGAGGCGGCGUCGGCCGAGGCGGACGCGGGGGCGGGGAGGCGGGGCGCGCCGGCCGCGUCGGCUAGGCAGCUGGGCGCCACCCUGUGGGAGAUCCAGGACGUCAUCCGCGUCGCCGGCGCGGGCCGCCGGAUCCGGCACCGCGGACGGAGGGCGCCCGCCGCCGACGAGGCGAGUGCGGAUGCGGAUCGGGAACAGUUCAAAACACCCUCUUCAAUUCUUCAUCAGGAACAGUUCAAACCACAGAAUCUAGCACCAAGCACUCUGCGAUUUCAUUAUAGUAGUUGGACGCCACGGAGUUCAGGUGGCUUUGGAGCACAUGUUGCAGCUUCAGUGAUGGAGCAUGAUAAGUUACAUGAAGAAAGAUGCCCCUCAAGGCAGCCUCUUUCUCCUGCAAGUUACACUAGUUCAGUUGGGGCAACUACGGUGAACCUUGUCAGCCCAACUCGGUCAUUGGAUUGCAAUGCUAGAUUUAGGCACACGGGUAAUGAUCUCAAAACGUCAACAGAGCUAUUGAAAGUUCUCAAUCGAAUUUGGAGCUUGGAAGAACAGCACGCAGCUGAUGUGUCAGCAAUGAAGGGAUUGAAACGAGAGUUGCAUCAUGCCAAGGCAUGCAUUCAAGAGCUUAUGCAAGAGAGGCAGCGGUAUCACCACGAAAUUGAUUCUCUAGCAAGGCAAGUCACUGAAGACAAAAUGGCUCGGAGGAACAAGGACCAAGAGAAGAUCAAAGCAGCCAUCCGUUCACUGCAAGAGGAGCUUGAAGAUGAGAGACGCCUGAGGAAACAUUCGGAGGCUCUCCAUAGAAAGCUAGGCAAAGAGCUGUCUGAUAUGAAAUCAUCAUUUUGCAAGGCUGCAAAGGCUCUGGAGAAAGAGAAAAAUACAACCUGCCUGUUGGAAGAUCUUUGUGACGAGUUUGCAAAAGGAAUUAGAAACUAUGAGGAGGAAGUCAGGAUGUUGAAGCAAAAGCAUGUAAAGGAGUACGAGCACAAGUUUGAUAAGUCAGUAGUUCAUAUUUCAGAAGCAUGGCUUGAUGAGCGAAUGCAGAUGCAAAAGACUGGUACAAGGGAAGAUUUGUCGGGGAAAACCUCAAUCACAGAACGACUGAGCAGUGAGAUUGAGAGUUUUCUUCAUCAUGCUAAAAGGUUCGGUAACUGCAAGAAUGAUAACUUAGACAUUGGUAAUGAAAAGCGAGAUGCCAGUUUUUGCCAGCAGUCCCUUGAGUCUGUGCACCUUAACGGAGCCACUAGUGCCCCUCGGUUAGCGGAAGAUGAUGAUGGCAGUUCUAUUGCCAGUGAUCUGCAUUGCUUUGAACUGAACAUGCAUGGAGGUGCCAUUAAGAGCCAUGACCUUGCAGGUACUCGAAGGAGGGUCAUAAGCUCCAUGCAUUCACCGAUGAGAAGAUUGGAAUAUUCCAAUGGUGUAUCUGUCGAAGGCUCACCAAUGUCAAAUGCACCAACUUGCUCAAGAAAAGACAAGGCAAGAUCUAGCAUCGGUCGACAACAAUUUAUUGCUUCAACACCAGAAAUUAGCUCACGCAAUGAUGCUGGCCUUGCUUCUACAGACGAGCAAAAUGAAACUGUUAUGACCCAAGUCUCUCGCCAGUUACGUGAUGACCUGUUGAAAAUCAAAUCAGAGGCUCCUCAACAUGCAUAUCUAGGGCACAGAUCAAACCAGCCCCGGACAAAUCAGUUUCAUGAAUAUACUACCGCACGGGAUCUUUGUGAUGUGCGCAGUCCAGCACGACAUCUGAAUAACCCAGCCAAAUCCUUGGAGUGCGAGAUAUCUGAAUCCCCAGCUCAUCAGCUGGUAGGUGCAAAGGAGAACACUCUGAAGGCAAAACUACUUCAAGCAAGGUUGGAGGGGCAGCAUGCUCGAAUGAGCUCAUCGGUAUUCCCCUUGAUCAGCACAAGGAGGAAAUGAGAACCCAGCUGACACUCUUGGGCUUCCAUGAUUUCAAUCUGCAACAUGUAUAGUUGCAAUUGUAAGAUAUCCGACUUAAUAGCCGAAUAUCCACUUGACGAUGACGUGUUUCGAGUGCUCCUGGAUGCCCCCAGUUGCAGGUUAUGUGAAUCCUAGAUGUAGUUGCAUAUUGAACGGAGUUCUCAUUGUAGAUUUCAUCUGCUAACCAUCGGACUAGAAUCAAAUGGAGAUGAACUUGGCUAUCACAUCUUGUAACAUUUGUAUAGUAAUGAGCUUAGUUAUUACUUGCUUUAGCCAUGGGCAAUCUUUGUCCUAAUUUAUUUUUUUCUAAAAGAAGUUGGUUUGCAGAGACUACAA